Hevea brasiliensis (rubber tree) is the source of this 2359-nucleotide messenger RNA. RefSeq lists its product as uncharacterized. NCBI's taxonomy places the organism in Eukaryota, Viridiplantae, Streptophyta, Magnoliopsida, Malpighiales, Euphorbiaceae. The record is from RefSeq and is a predicted model, not a curated record. The transcript has 11 exons. The coding region runs from base 156 to 1877 and encodes 573 amino acids.
CGUUUUUCUUUCAUGACGGUGUCUUUCACCAACAACAAAGCAAAACAGACACGAAUCCAAUUCUCAGCUCUUCACUCUUCUUCGCUACGCGCUACUCCCUAAAUGCGUUGAUUUUUGAUCAUUUCACUUCCCCAGAAAACAAAGGGAAGAGAAAAAUGUGCUCUUCUGCUAGUUCACCUCCUUCUUGUCUCUUCCUUCGCACCACUUCUACUCGCCCUCUUUUAGGAAGCCGUUGUCUCUCUCCAUACUCAUUUUUCAGAUCCAACAACCCUAGGAUUAUCCGCCUGUCUGCUUCCGUCGCCGACAGCCACCUCGACCUCUCUUGGUUCUCUCCUGGUCAUUCCUCCAACGACGACGGCUAUAACGGUUGGGCUGUUGUCGAAGCCCCUCCCCGGAGUUGUAAGAAGAAAGGCUUUCCUACAAUUCUGCUUGGUGGCGGGACUUGCGUCGCCGCUCUGGUCGCUGCAAUUGCCUACUUCUCCCUCUCUAGAAAAGGGUUUAAGUUGCAAUUUCAUAGUCCCUUUCGCGCUUUGCAUGGGAUGAUGAGUCCAGUUGAUAGCAAAGCAGAUAAAAUUGAAGCUAAGAACUUGAGUACUGGCGAUUCUGAUGAAAAUGCAGUCGUGGCUGAGGGAAGCAUAGGAUUUAUGCCUGAAGAAAAUGGGGAAACUAUAACUUCAGUGUCUGCACAGAAGCUUGAACGAGUUAAAGUAUCAGUUCCUGUGGAUUCUACUCAGCUGGAAGCUCUAUCAGUUUUGAAGAAACUUAAGAUCAUUGAAGAUGAUGUAAGGGCUGAGGAAUUGUGCACUAGAAGGGAAUAUGCAAGAUGGUUAGUCCGACUAAAUUCAUUAUUGGAAAGGAAUCCAAAGCAUAGACUUGUUCCAUCUAUGUUACUUUCUGGUUCUGUAGUUGCUGCAUUUGAUGAUGUGAAUGUUGAAGAUUCUGACUUUGAUUCCAUCCAAGCCCUUGCAGAAGCUGGCAUCAUACACAGCAAGCUUUCAGGGACCAAUUGCGGUUCUGACAGCUCAAAUGGAGAUCUAAGCUUCUUCUUUUACCCUGACAGGUUUAUUUCUCGGCAGGAUUUAAUCAACUGGAAAGCUCAGUUAGAGUAUAGGUUCAUGCCAGAAAUGACAGAACAGAUGUCAAGAAUAAAGGUAGAUUACAUGGAUGUGAAGGAGAUCAGUUCAGAUGCUUCAGCUGAACUCCUGAUCGACUUGUUGGCUGGAGACCAGAGUAUAAUCAGAAAAGUUUUUGGACAGAGUAGGCGGGUUCAACCAAAUAAACCUUUGACAAAAGCACAAGCAGCAGUGGCAUUGACCAGUGGCAGGAUGACAGAAGCUAUUUAUAAUGAAAUAUUAAGAUUGGAAGCUGAAAAUUCAUCAAGGCAAGUUGCAAUGAAGGAAAUAAGGUCUGAGUUGCUUGACAAAGGAGAUAUAGAGAGGUUUUGGGAUGAGAAGAUGAAUGAAGAAAGAGCCCGAGGACUUGAGGUUCAAAAACUUUAUAUUGCUGCAUUACAUGAUUUGGAACAUGAAAAAACUGUGCAGGAGAAAACUUUGGCUGAGCAUUUGAAGGAGAAGGCAACCAUGGACUGUCAAAGGCAACUGCUUCUUGGUCUGAAGGACGAGGUUGAUGAGAUGUCAGAAAGGCUUACAUCAGAGAGGUCUAUGUAUGUAGCUGAACAGUGUAAGCUACAGGAGUUGCUAAGUGAAUUGCAGACUAAGCAGGAAGGGAUGCUUGAUAAAAAAUCAAUAGCAGAAGCUGAAACAGAAGCUCUUCGAAUUCUUAGAUCUUGGGUAGAGGAUGAAGCUAGGAAAAGCCAAGCCCGUGCUAAAGUUCUUGAGGAGGUAGGACGACGGUGGAAAUGGGACAACCAAGCUUGAAUAUAAUGGUUCCCUGGUGAAAAUUUCAGUAAUUGCAUGAAAAUUCUCUCUUGGUGGGCCUGAAAAUUUCAGUAAUUACAUUAAAAUUCUCUCUUGGUGGGCUAUUUGAGAAUCCGUGGUCGCUAAUGUAAUAUGAGAUGGAUGAUUAUGGUCUUUUGCAUUAUUUAUAGUGUAGCUUUUGUUAGUUCUGGAUUAAUGAAGCAAUUAUAGAGUUCAUGAGGUUCCAGAUAAUGUUGACAAACAUUUUCACUUUCAAGUUUUCGAUUCUGUUCAGUGGCAAGCCUGGAAGAGAAUAAAUUAUGGAGGUUACCCCAGUUAAGGCUGAAGCAAUAGAUUUACUACUUAUUUCACUGUGAUGGAUUCUACUGUGGGUUUCACACUUGACGGUUUAGACUUUGUACUCGCAAUUGCCGAUUCCUUAACUGAUUGUAUACUUGCGAUUGCACUGAGCGCUUCACGUCAAUGAAAAGGCAUAUCCAGUA